This is a messenger RNA of Mastomys coucha (southern multimammate mouse), 456 nucleotides long. RefSeq names its product keratin-associated protein 9-1-like. Gene Ontology annotation, cellular component: keratin filament. The record is from RefSeq and is a predicted model, not a curated record. The coding region runs from base 1 to 456 and encodes 151 amino acids. Lineage: Eukaryota; Metazoa; Chordata; Mammalia; Rodentia; Muridae. The transcript has a single exon.
AUGACCAACUGCUGCUCCUCUUGCUGCCAGCCUACCUGCUGCAGGACCACCUGUUGCAGGACCACCUGCUGGAGACCAAGCUGUGUGACCAGCUGUUGCCAGCCCUGCUGCCAGCCCAGCUGCUGUGGCUCCAGCUGCUGCCAGCCCUGCUGUCAAACCACCUGCUGCAGGACCUGCUUCCAACCAUGCUGUGUGAGCAGCUGCUGCCGCACACCCUGCUGCCAGCCCUGCUGCUGUGUGUCCAGCUGCUGCCAGCCCUGCUGCCAGCCCAGCUGCUGUCAGUCCAGCUGCUGCAAGCCCUGCUGCGAGCCCUUCUGCCUCAACCUGUGCUGCCAGCCAGCCUGCUCUGGACCUGUGACCUGCACCAGGACUUGCUACCAGCCUACAUGUGUCUGUGUGCCUGGAUGUCUGUCCCAAGGUUGUGGGUCCAGCUGCUGUGAGCCCUGUGGUUGUUGA